Musa acuminata AAA Group (dessert banana) is the source of this 423-nucleotide messenger RNA. RefSeq names its product E3 ubiquitin ligase complex SCF subunit sconC-like. The coding region runs from base 1 to 423 and encodes 140 amino acids. Gene Ontology annotation, cellular component: nucleus; cytoplasm. Gene Ontology annotation, biological process: SCF-dependent proteasomal ubiquitin-dependent protein catabolic process. Lineage: Eukaryota; Viridiplantae; Streptophyta; Magnoliopsida; Zingiberales; Musaceae. The record is from RefSeq and is a predicted model, not a curated record. Gene Ontology annotation, molecular function: cullin family protein binding. The transcript is spliced from 2 exons.
AUGGCAAACCCGAGCGGCCGCCCGGAACCCGAGGUACUCUCUUCAGACUCCCUACGGGCCCAGUUGCGCCUCAUCAGCCAGCGACUCGACGAGGUGCAGGAAGAGGUUUGCAGGUCCAAGGGAGAGCUCGGGGAGGAUGCACACCAAGGGUCUCCCUUCACACCUGAGAUACGGGAUCUGAUAGUCCCCCCGGACUUCCAGCUCCCCUCUCUGGAUGCUUACGAUGGCUCCACCGACCCAGCGGACCAUGCUGCAAAUUAUCUGAACAUAAAAGGGCUGCUGGUUUUGACGUGCCAAACUGUGGCCGACAUGAUCAAGGGGAAGACGCCGGAGGAGAUCCGUAAAACCUUCAACAUCAAGAAUGACUUCAUCCCCGAAGAAGAGGAAGAGGUUCGGAGGGAGAACCAAUGGGCCUUCGAGUGA